Messenger RNA from Nylanderia fulva, 540 nucleotides. NCBI's taxonomy places the organism in Eukaryota, Metazoa, Arthropoda, Insecta, Hymenoptera, Formicidae. The record is from RefSeq and is a predicted model, not a curated record.
AUGCGGACGACCGCAGCCGAGAUGGUAUAUGGCCAAACAUUUAGAAUUCCGGGGCAGUUCCUGAAUCGACGACCGACGGAGGACGAGGACGACGCCGCCGACUUUGUCGGAAAGCUGCGGGAGCAGUUCGAGAAGUUACGACCCACGGAUGGGAUCCGGCACGGAGAACAACGACCAUUCGUCUACAAAGACUUGGCGACGGCCGAGCAAGUAUUCGUGCGACACGACAGGCCGAGUACGAUGUUGCAGGCGCCGUAUGAGAGACCAUACGCGGUCGUCAGCCGCAGCGAGAAAAUCUUUGUUGUGCGCAUGCACGGCAAAGAGAAAACGGUCUCGAUAGACCGGUUAAAACCUGCUUGUAUUUUGCAGCACGAGGCAGAGAACAGCAGCUCGGCAGAGGCGGCGACACGGAGCCGAGAAGGUGCGGUCGACGGACGGGGAACGCGCGAGGACACGGAGAUGCCACGUCGAGAGGACAGGACGACGACGAGAGCGGGAAGGAAAAUUCGUUUCCCGAGUCGUUUCCAGGCGGGCUUGUGA